This is a messenger RNA of Sitophilus oryzae (rice weevil), 5070 nucleotides long. It is a transcript of the gene cpx, whose product is annotated as complexin. Gene Ontology annotation, biological process: neurotransmitter transport; synaptic vesicle exocytosis; regulation of neurotransmitter secretion. Gene Ontology annotation, molecular function: syntaxin binding. Bases 651 to 1070 code for a protein of 139 amino acids. The transcript is spliced from 7 exons. Gene Ontology annotation, cellular component: terminal bouton; SNARE complex. Lineage: Eukaryota; Metazoa; Arthropoda; Insecta; Coleoptera; Curculionidae. The record is from RefSeq and is a predicted model, not a curated record.
UUCCAGGAUUUUCUAGAAAAUUAUUUAUUAGAUAACAUUAUUAAGUCGAAUAAUAUCCAAAUUUUUCGUAAAAGCCCUUUUAUCCAUUCUAAAAACAUUUACCUAUGACAAGAACAUUUUCAUUAAAAUUUACAUUUAAUAAAUAAGAAUCUUCAAUUACACAUGUCUGUUCUAGGUUCGUAACAUCCCAUCGUAGCACACUUCAAAAUAACAACCAUUUUGCCAGCGGUGAAAAAGUAUCCGGGCAAGAGACUUGUCAAGAAAUAUUUCGAUUUUCUUUAUGGUAUUUUUUGCGGAAAUACUUGCGCUGAGUGAUUUAUUUUUGUAAUAAAAUCUUCCUCGGAGUCUUUUUUGGAUAUUAAAGGGAUCCAACCCUGGAUAGAGCGCAGAUCGAGCGAGACGCAGGCGCCCUGCCACGCGACCGGUUCACGUUGUCGGUGGUAUUUCGUGCCGAUAAGUUGGCUACCGUGUUUCUCUAAGGGUGGUCGCCCGUUUUAAACAAUUUCCGAAGCUAUUCUGGUUCCGUGUGACUUUUUUUGCUGCAGAGAAUAAAAUAAUCGUCGGUGACAAGAUCUAGGACUCUGACAAAAAGGCACACACCACAUAACACGACAGAACAGAACACACGCGCGCAAACACAUCCGUAGACGAUGGCGGCGUUCGUGGCGAAGCAAAUGGUGGGGAACAAACUGAACGCCGUUAAAGGGGCUGUGGGAGGUGACGAUGACGGCGAUGACAAAGAAAAGGAGGAGGAGGCCGAGAGGGAGCGGCUGGAGGCCAUUCGCGAAGCUGAGGAGAGACGCAAGGAGAAGCACCGUAAAAUGGAAGAGGAGCGGGAGAAGAUGCGUCAGGAAAUCAGGGAUAAGUACAACAUAAAGAAGAAAGAGGAGGUGGUGGACCCGAUCCAAGAGGAACCCAACCCGCUGAUGCGGAAGAAAAAGACGCCGGAAGAGUUGGCGCGGGAGGCGGAGGCGGAAGACGAGGACGAGCUGACAAAACUCAAGAACACAAUAGAAACGAGCGUUAACGAGCUGCGCUCCCAAAUAGAGAGUAAAUGCGUGAUGCAAUAAGUCGACGAUCCUUAUGAGCGAUAGAGAGAGAGCGAGACAUCCAGUGGCGCCGGGCCUUAGGGGGAUGUCCCCCUCGCCCCCCACCCCCACUCCCAACACUCACACGCAAAAAAAAGAAGGGGGGUGUGCCGCUACCGCCCCCUCCGUCACCUUAGAAUAAAUUGAUAUACAUAUAUAAAGUACAUAAAAAUGAUAAUUUGUUAUUUUAGUUGGUAGAAAGUGACACCUGUGAUGUUAUUUACUUAACGGUAAAAUGAACAAAAAAAAAUAAAAUAGUAGUGACUCUAGUGAUGGGCGUUCGAAAGGAAUAGGGUAUCGUAGCUUGUGUUCGAAGUAAUUCUUAAAUAGUUGACAGACAUUCAAAGAAAGAAAUGUAUAUUUCAAUAUCUUAAAAAACACCAUGUGCAAACUAUCCUGUGUAAACACAUAAAAAGGGUGAUUCACGGCGAUGGCACUUUAGUCGUUUCUCAUUUUUUUCAAUUGAGAGCUUCGAACAGAGGCUAGAAAUAUGCCUUUUCUUGUUAGACGGCGCCCAGCACGAGUAGCAAACGCUAGAAAGAGCUUCUCGCUUUCGUUUAGCGAGAAAUGUGGCAACAGCGGGUUUAGGCCCUAAAAUCCCCACCCCAUUACUCCUUAGAUCCCCUCCCCAUCCGAUUCCCUCGAAAAACCACAAAAAGAGACUGCGAUAAACAAAAAUAUCAAAACUAUUAUGACGAGCCUUUGGUUGGCUCCUCAUAGUAAUUUUGUGGUAGAUUUAAAAAACUUAUUGUUACCAUUUUUGUAGCUAGAUAAAAAACAUAGUAGUCUAAACCUAUUUUUUUGUAUCGCCAAAAUGAAUUUUAAAAAAAUACACAGAAUAAGAAAAAGGAUAAAUGAUAAAAAAAACUAGUAAAAAAAUUCGCGGAAUUUGUGUUUCGAUAUUUUUUUAAUAAAAAUUAACGAUAUAAUAUAUGGACGAAUGAAUAUUCUGGAGACGAAUGUUUGAUUUUCUCGAGAAAAUUUUCGAAAAUCUUUCUUUCACCCGUUUUUCCUAUAGAAACGCCGAGAUUAGUCAUCCAAAUUCCUUUUGUGGCUAUCGCUGAUUGUUUUCUGUAUUGUAAUGAUUUUCGUUGAUUUGAUAAUAAAAAAAUAACAGCCAUUUUCAAUACGCUUUCUGAAAAAAGUAUACAGAUUUUAAUAAUUUUUAUAAUGUAUGUAGGAUUGUCGUUCAUUUGAACAACUUAGAUUUUUUAAGAUUAUUCAUAUAAACCCAAGCUUACUAUGACACACCAGAACACUUUUUUAAAAAUCUAACUUUACAAUUAAAUGAUAACUAAAAGAAAUUUUAAUCAACUGCUGCUAGAGCAUAAUAAUCAGAAAAAUUGUCAUUUUGUGUGUUUCGAUUGAUAUGUGUCAUUUUCUCUUGUAACACUAAUGCUUUUAACCUAAAUUGUAUUUUAUAUUAUAGUAAAACAAUAGCAGAACUUGAAGUUCAAAGUAAAUUCUCGAUAAGACUAAAUUUUAUAUCAUUAGUAGUUAUUUAAAAUACAUCUUUUAAAAUUUGAAAUACUAAUACCACCUCAAAUAUAUAAAAUAAUGUAGUAUUACUUUUCUCUAUGGUUUUUAUGGCUGUAUUUUUUUAUUAUCAAACUCUAUAAUUCGUAAUAUUGUAUUAAUGCUUGUUGACAUUCUAUGACACUAUUAUUGAUUGAAUUUUGAUUGGGAGUAAUUGACUAAAUUAUUAUAUAAUAACGAUAUGACAAAAGAUGUAUUUACUGUACAUAGCAUACAUUUUUAUAUAAUUUAUUAUUAGCUCAUUCAAAGACUUUUUUACGAAAUGACGAUAUAUUUGUAUUUUAUUAAUAUUGAAUAAUUAAGAUAUGUCAAUGGUACAUUGCAAAAUUGUGUAUUAAUUAUAACUGAUGGAUUUUAUUAUUAUAUUCCUUACGUAGAAUAUCUUUGAAUGGGCUUGUUUUAAGACUUAAUAAAUGAUUGUAAAUUUAUUGUAAAUAACUAAACAGUUUGUUGAAAAAUUUCUGUAUCUUCUCAAUCAAAAUAAAAUUUUCAAACAUUAGUUACAAGAUUUCUCCCAAUCAGUAUUAAUGUUUUAUUAUCGAUGUUUUUCAGGCUUUGAUUGUUCUUCUACUGUAGCAUGAAACUUUAAAUAAUUGUUAAAUAUUGUUUGUUGAUAUCUGUUGUUGGCUUUAUCUCUUUGUGAUUCUAUGAUCUUUUCUUGUUAAAGUAUCACAGUUGUUGAGAAAUAUCAAAUAAAUAUUGGGCUGUCUUGCAAUAAAAUAUUUAAAGUGAAUUAUAAUGAACUUUUUUACUAAAAAAAUAAAUCAAAAAUACAUUAAAACAGUCUGUAUUUACAUUUUGUUAACUAUGUUAGCAUUGAUAAUUAACUUGAAUAUACUCUGUCUACUACUAAAUGUUUAAUCAUCUGCUAAUUGUAGACAAUAGUAUAUUGUUUUAUUAGGAGUAAAUAUGAUACUUUUACAGGCAAGGCACAAAAGUACAUUUUUACUCCGAAUAGAACAUGCAGUUGUUUUUCAAACGUCACAAAUAAUUUUGUAAACAAUUUCAAAAGUCGCAAGUAAUAUAAAAAGUAUUACCUUGUAAGUAAUUAUAUAUCGAACAACACAAAUGAAUACACUAAUUGAAUUCGAUACUAUGUCAGUUUAAUAAUAUAUUUUUGUACUUUUGUUCUUAUGCGUAAAAGUGCUUUACUUUAUGCCUAGGCGUUAAAAUGAUCUUUUUAUAAUGUCAAUCACGUCGAAAAAAGUCAUACUUUUGUGAUGUUUGAGAAAAAAUAUUAACAAAAUGUCUUGAGUUUGAUUUGUAAAAUCUCCUAUGAUAAAACUUAAAGGAUUUCAAGAAGUUCUUUUUGAGAACUUUGCUAUUUCUUAACAAAUGAUUUAACAACAUUUAACCUAAAACAUAACAAACCAUAUCUGUAGCUAAAUAAUAUCGAAAACCCAUAUUCAUAAUACAGAAUAAAACGAAACCAGAACUAAUUUAUCACGUCUAAUUAAUUUUAGAUGUCGAAUUUUAAUCAUUUGACAAAAAGUUUCCAACAAUUUUAAUUAACACAUCAUUUUAAACAUUUUCCCGGAAAUUUUUCUCCGACGGCAAAAUUAUUUUCCGUCAGUAGUUCGCACCGCUUCAAAUCUCAACUAUUUUACCUAUAAAAUGGAUUUUCGCAAGUUUUGCAUUUCCCAGAGCAAAUCUAUUUUGCCAUUGAAAUUUCGACGCGGCGGAAAAAUUUAAUAAGGAAUUUUUCUAGCUCAACAAAUAUGCGGGAUAGUUCUUUGAAGUCUCGCCUAAAUUAAAAAAUUCUAACGAAAAUUCUCCCCUUAUCGAUAAAUUCUUCGUUAAAUAUUGGGUUAUCGGGUUCUUUUUCUCAAGAUUAUAUGGUAAGCUAAUGAAUAGGCUUUUUAGCUAUACCGCAUUUUUCUAUUAAAGUCUGAAAAUUUUCAAGGGCAAUUAAUCUUCUACAAACUAAACUUUGCAGUUUUUCAUUUCAAGCUUUUUUACUUAACUAAAAUAAAAAAUAAUGCGAAAAAUAGAGAAAGUAACAUUUUUAAAAGACACCCAGGUAAAAUUCAUCAUAUUAAACUCAUUUAAGAUAUAUUUACAAUAAUUUUAAGACAAUAAUAAGUAUAACUUAGGUCAUGUACAUAUUUUGAAAUCAUACAUGUAUUCGAAAUUUAUAUUGUUUCAAAGAAAUUAUACAAUGUAAAUAAUUUAUCAGGUAUAUGGCGGGAAAUGCAAAACUUCUUUUACUUCAUUCGUCUGUUCUAAAAACACAUUUUCAAUGGACAUCACAGAAAGAAAAUGAUGGCUCUUUUAUAAUGACCAUAAUAGAGGCUUUGUUAACUCUGUAAAAUGAAACAUAAUGCCCAUAAUUAUUAUAGAUCUUUAAGUAUUUUUUUUAUUUUAUUGUAUAAUUAACUUAUACACUCACCGGUACGAAAAACGGGCACCUUAAAAUAUGGAUAUAUUUUAAAGUUUAAUAUAUUUU